This is a messenger RNA of Zea mays, 771 nucleotides long. RefSeq lists its product as uncharacterized. Lineage: Eukaryota; Viridiplantae; Streptophyta; Magnoliopsida; Poales; Poaceae. Bases 151 to 429 code for a protein of 92 amino acids. The transcript has a single exon. The record is from RefSeq and is a predicted model, not a curated record.
CCACACACACUCCAUCGCCGUGUAUAUAAAUAACUCUCGGCGUUGCAUGCCACCUUCACCUCUCCCAGUCCCACUCGUUAGCGCUCUCUCACGUCGGCAUAUAGCCUACCUGUUGCUCUCACUCUCUCUCUCUCUCUCUGGAGCUAGCGCAUGUCGUCCUCCAUGGUGCCCAAGAACCCGCCGCCCCCGACCGGGUACGAUGGCGAAGGCGGCGUCGAGGCGGCGCCGGUGACGAGCUGCCUGUACCUGCGGCCCGGGGCGGGGGCGCUGGACAGGGACGCCGUGCUGCGCCGCAUCCGCCACCGGAGGCGCCACAGCCGCCUCCGCGACACGCUGCGCCCCAUGGUGCUGCAGGCGCAGCCGGCGGAGCCGGACGGCGCCGAAUGGCGCCUCCCGUGGCCGCUCGACGACGCCUUCUCGGCGCCGUAGCUUUUGUGAAAUAGAAUCACUAGUCGCUCGUCUCUUGUGCCCGCAGAUUAAGCAAAUGCCAUGCCAUGGAUGAUCGCCUCUUGUUGUGUACAUCGUCAAGAACAGGUGCAGAUUAAAUAAUCAUCUGUAGUAUGUGAGCUACUGUACUGCAAGGAUGGAGCCAUGCAUAUGGAAGGAUUGUUUUGGGAGCGCCUUUGUAUAAUUGCUUGCAUGCUUGGUGUUUUAUGAAUCAUGCUCAAGUAAUUAAACAAAGCAUGUCUGUAUUAAAUGUUUACUUGUGUUCUGGGUUCAUUUUUUUUUUAUAAAAAAACAACAAAAUGUCUUCGUUAUGUGAGUGGAUCA